Linum trigynum is the source of this 3318-nucleotide messenger RNA. NCBI's taxonomy places the organism in Eukaryota, Viridiplantae, Streptophyta, Magnoliopsida, Malpighiales, Linaceae. The record is from the annotation of a GenBank genome assembly.
ACACCUCAGAGAGCAGAAACACGAGAGAGUGUGAGAUUCAAAGAGCUCCGGUUUUCCGCACAAAACCGCUGAGCAAAUCAAAAGAGUGGCUGUUUUAUCCUGGAAGCGACGGGCUGAUAGUCUGCUGUGCGAAUAACGAGGCGGUGCCGCGAACGUCUUAAAGAGAGCGACCUAGUCCGCGACUCAGCCAGAUCGGUAACCCUAAUUUUUCCUGUUCGGUUUCUAACAAUUUUAAGACGUUCGGUUGCUGUCGUAUUUGCCGAGCAGGAUGCCGAUUCUAGUUCGAGCGACUUCCAUCGACCGAUGGAGACGAACGAAGCCAUUAACUUGCAUCGGCGGAUAACGGGACAUACGGCGCCGAUGCAAUUGCAAAGUCGGGGUCGCUGAAAAUUAAAUAGAGACCUUUUGAUUUCUGGGUUGCCGCUGGGAGACUGCCGCUAGCUGCCAGGUUAAUUGAGAAGGCUCUUUUACGAGCAAAAGAGCGAGCAUAGGCCACUGUGAGAAGAAGAACAUGGGAGGUAGUGGAGGAAAUCAUGAAGGGACGAAAGAAGCAGGAAUUAAGUCUGAAACCUGCCGCUCGAGACUUCUCUUUGAUCUGAGAGAACCUCGUCGGAAUUCCGCUAGCCGAUAAUUGCCAGGAAGGGGGGUUUUGUUCAAUCUCCGAGAGGGCGAAUUCCAGGAGCAUUAUAGCUUAUUUUAUCACUAUGCUAAUUGCCAUAUGUUCCCUGAUGAGUACCUCCUUUCUCGGCUGCCUAUUAUGUAAGAACGGCUGGCCCGUUUGCUUCCAAAGUAAAAAUUGAUGAGUCACGAAGAUAAAGCCCAUCAUGGGAUAAGAAAGGAAGCUAUGAUGAGAGUCCAUAUUAGAUGACAGGUGUUAGUUAUUCUGUGGCAGGGCAGCAUUUGGCCACCUAUGGUGACUUGAGAAAGGACAGAAAAUAUCCCUUGAACAGAAAUGCGGCAUUUGGUUUACUUCUGUUCAUAGCUCUGGCCGUGAUCUUGGUGCCUGGAGCUGUGAACUGGAGCAAGGAAGGGCACAUGAUAACAUGUCGAAUUGCACAGCGGAGGCGAUAUACCGGAUGCGGAGACGGUGCUUUGUUGAAAUUGGUGGUGAUUAAUUCGCAAGUUAUGGGACCACAAUCAAAGGAGUCAAGUUCAAAAGAGAAGGUGGAGGCAAUGGAAAUUAAUAUCUCGACCAGCCAAUUGGAUUUUUGUUUCUUUACCUGUCCCGCAGCGUGUUCCAAAGCUGGUAAAGGAUCCCUAGAAAGACAUGUCGCCCACACUAUCUGGAAGGGACAACUGGGCUGCUCACUACGGACAAAGAUUGAGAGAAGUGAGCCUCGAGGUCACUAUGGACUAUGGAGAGAAGCAGGAUGAGAAGAACUCCAAAUGGACUAUCGUCAAAGUUUCCCUAUACCCGGAAAUCGUUCAAGAAAUAAGGAAGUACGAUUAAUGCUAGUGAUUUGCUGAAAGAGGCACAUCGCUACUUCUGAAAAAGAGGUAAGAGCUAAAAUCCUUUUCUUGAGUAAUUAAUGAAUGAUAAAUUAGAAUCAAUGUCGUAUGGAUAUAUGCAUCGAAUUGAAAAUUUGUGUGAAUGCUAGACAAAAGCUAGAACCGAUGCAUGAAGAGGUUGACAUUGAGAUGUGUUAUGCUUAAUGAUUAGAGUACAACUUCGUAUACAUCUUUAAAAGAGUGAUUUUGAUUACAUGAAUGCAUACUAUGAAGCAAAUAUAAAUGCAUAUUUUGUGGCAUAUAUGUUAGUGGAAUGGGUUAUAGGCUCAUAAUUAUGUUGGACGAAGUACUGUUGUCAGUACUAAGUGAGUCAUUAAUGCGAGUUUGAACCUAAAAGGUUCAAGAAUCAUAAUAGAAAAUCGAACCAUCUACACCAAUUAGAAUGGUACCAUUCGUGGUAACCAAAUGAUCAUCGGCCAAUCCUCUAAGAAUGACGUUUUAUUUCUCUGCAAUAGUUGCGAGAAAUUAGGUCAUAUAACACGAAAAUGUAUGAACAAGUAUAACAUUGAUUCUAGUGUUAUCUUUAUUGAAGAGAAGGAUUGGUGGUUGUGAUGAUUGUGAAAAUAGCAGAGAUUAACCUUGAUGGUAACUCUGAAGAAUGGUGGCUAAAUACUGGUACCUCGAGGCAUACUAAGGCAUAUGGUAUUAAGAAAGUGUUGUUGAGUAUUGCUCACUCCACUAUUGAUAAUGGUGAUGAGAGUAUGCAUAUGAUGAUAAUGUUAAAGUGUUGAAUUCUCAUGGGUCUUGCAUGCACGUCUUUGACGUAUAUCUUGAAGAUUGAAUAACUAGGGUCACAUUCUCAUAAUGGAUGUGGUAAAUGUGAUUUCCAUAGAUCAGAUAAAUGACACAUAAAUAUGUGGUUAGAGAAUCAAAAUAGAUAGAUCUGAUUUAUUUUGAUAUGGGUAAACAAGGUGGAAAGACAAUAAAUUAUUUAUUGCUCUAUAAAGUGUUUUGUCUAGUUAUUGGAGAUGCUAAUUUGAAAUAGUUUGAGAAAUGCUUAAUUGCAUUUUUAUUGAUUGAACUGAUUAUUCAAUAUAUCGCAUGCUUGUGAUAGAGUUAACGAACCAGUGUAGUGAUAAAUAGAAUAGCAUAUGAGUGUGUUUUAUGUUGUCAACAAUAAAAAUACAUAGUUCCUAUGUAACGAAAUGCUCAUGUUGUUGUGAAAUCCAUUGAUGACAAUAAACUUCCAUUUUAGAUCAAGAAAUAGUGGGGGUAGUAUCCUGCCUACUAUUAGAAAUAAUGGAUCUAGUGGGGGUGAUGAAUUUGAAGUAUGAAUUCACAAGAGACAAAUGAACCAUAAAUCACUAAAGGAUUUUGGUUAUGAAUUUGUUAUUACACCCUAAGAAAGAUUCCACAAGUCUGUUUGAAGUUUGAACUUCCAUGCAGAUUCGUGGGAUAAUCCAUUAUUAGCGAAAUGGAAUUAGUGGAGUCUAGUAAGACUUAAAAUCUUGUGGAGUUACCUCUUGGCUAUAAAGCAUUGGGUAAUUUAUCGAUAGGGUCAAACAAGAUUUGGCAUCUUUGAGAUUUACCUCUUGGCAAUGAAGUCAUGGGUAAUAAAUGGAUUCUUAAAAGAAAAGUGAAACCUAUUGGUUUAGUUUAUGAGUAUAAGGAUCGCCUAAUAGCUAAGGCUUUAAGCGAAAGGAAAAAUUGUAAAUUUUCUUGUUAUCUAUUCACCAUAUGUAGAAUAACAUCCAUGUAUGUUCUGAUUGCUAGUGUUGUGCGUCAGAUGGAUUGUUAAACAUGUUUUAGUGAAUGGUGAUUUAGAUAGGAAAAUCUACAUGGGACAACCAAUAAGGUUGUUAUUCCUGA